Alternaria alternata is the source of this 1492-nucleotide messenger RNA. RefSeq lists its product as hypothetical. Lineage: Eukaryota; Fungi; Ascomycota; Dothideomycetes; Pleosporales; Pleosporaceae. The transcript has 4 exons. Bases 493 to 1284 code for a protein of 263 amino acids. The record is from RefSeq and is a predicted model, not a curated record.
GACUUCUCCAUUGAUAAAGAGACGCGUUUCGAUCUUCUCUGGUAGACCCAUUUUGGCGAUACUAAGAUCUUGAGCGAUUAAAUUCGAUUGAUACUCGGAAAGUGAGUUGGGAGAUAUUUUAGUGGUGUAGGCUAUCUUAAAAUGGAAAAUAGCGCAGUAAGUUUGGAGAAGAAGCGAGGCUGUGCUACGGUGUUGCUUCGAUGACUUCGACGACCCCACCUCGGUGCCGGUCUUGCUCCACACGUUCGCUCAAAGCGUCCCGCCGGCAAUAUCAUCCCGCGACUUCAUGCAUAUCGCACCUAUAUCACCGCCGUGAUAGGCGAGCCCAUUCGCGGAGCUCUGGCAAGAGGGGAACUUUGGUUGCGAAUCCCACGAGAUACCUUCAUGUGCCGUGAGAAGCUUCGUGUUGGACUGCGAGUCUUAAGAAGGAAUGAAUAGCCGUACCCUCCAGGUUGUGACCAUUCACCAUUAUUUGUUCAAGACCGCGAAAUCAUGGGAAGCGAAAUCGAGCAGUUGAAGGCGAUAGUGGAGAAGCUACAGGCGGAAGUGACGCGUUUGAGUGAUCAGGAGGACAUCCGCAAGCUCCAGUAUACGUACGGUUACUAUCUCGACAAGUGUCUAUACAAAGAGGUCGCCAAUCUAUACGCCGACCAUCCUGACACAUGCGUUGAGUUUCUUGGGGGCCGAUACAAUGGCAAAGAGGGCGUACAAAGACUGUACAUCGGUCGAUUCGCCAAUUCCUUCGUAGCUGGGCGUAAUGGCCCUGUUUAUGGCUUCCUCCUUGAUCAUCCACAGAUGCAAGGCAUAGUCGAUGUCAAUUCCGAGGGCACACGUGCAAAAGGCCGCUUCCGCAGUAUGAUGUCGGCUGGUACCCACGAUAGCAUCAAGGACACACAUCCUCGCGGCCUGGUACAAUGGUGGGAGGGUGGAGUGUAUGAGAACGAGUACAUCAAAGAGAAUGGCGUAUGGAAGAUCUUCAGGCUGAAGUACUUCCCGUUUUGGCACGCGACAUUCGAAAAAGGUUGGGCACACACCAAGCCCAACUACGUGCCGUUCCUCUCGAAGACGUAUCCAGAAGAUCCAAAUGGGCCAGAUGUGUUGUGCGAUCACCCGAUGCUCUGGCCAGACACGCGCGUCGUGCCCUUCCACUACAAGCACCCUGUCACUGGUGAGCAAGUGGCCGACGACGAUCUUAGAGCUCCACACUUUGGGAAAGACCCUUCAACGAGCACUCCUCCACUCGUGCUGAGCAAACCAAAAUCGGAGAUGAAUGGCACGACUUAGGUGUAGUACUGCACACACCACUAACGGAUAUGUUCUAUGGCAAGCAAAUAGUAGCUCGAUAUCAUCACAGCCUUUGCUAGCCGCGUGUUACAUCUUUUUGCAGCUCUAAUGAAUAAGAGUGCAUGACAUUACACGUGCCCGAACACGUACGAUCAACAUAUGUUAAACCUAAGCUCUCUUCUUCGGACCAAACGUGCCGCUGUCGGUC